AUGGAUCCCCAGCAUGCCUUGCUCAACGAGGGGCAGGAGGGCGAGACGGAGAUCGUCGGCUACAAGACCCAAGGCGUCCGCAGGGCCCUGUGCCUGGCCGGGUAUCUCCUGUCCUGCGGAGGGCUCCUGCUUCUCUUCCACUGGAAACCGGAGUGGGACGUGUGGGCAAACUGCGUGCCCUGCAGCUUGGAGGAGGCCGACGUGGUGCUGCUCAGGACCACGGAUGAGAGUAAAAAGUACGCGCGGAAGAAGGUGAUCUGGCUGGACCUUCAGAAUCUCUUGGGCCAUGAAAAAUCGGAGUACAGCUUCAGUACAGACAAGCAUUCAGUCCUCAGAAAAGCCAUAAAGAUGCCUGACAUGAAAUUGAGAUAUAUCCAGGUACAAAAAAUCCGCUAUGUCUGGGAUUUUUCUGAGAAACAGUUUGCCCCAGUUGGGUCCCUCGAGGACAGCCACACCUGCUACGAAAUGCAUCACAGAUUUGGGGAAGGGCUGGAGAGGAAGGAAAAGGGUCUCAGGAGCUUAGUGUGCGGCCCCAACACCAUCAAGAUCGAAAUCCGUCCCAUCUGGAAACUGCUUUUUAAAGAGAUCCUGAACCCCUUCUACGUCUUCCAAGCCUUCACCCUGUCCCUCUGGCUCUCCCAAGGCUACAUUGAGUUCUCCGUGGCCAUCAUCAUCCUCUCCGUGAUCUCCAUUGCGCUGACCGUGUAUGACCUUCGGCAGCAAUCCCUCAAGCUGCACAAGCUGGUGGAGGAGCACAACCGGGUCCAAGUCACAGUCUGGAUGAAAGGCGAAGGGAGUUGCACCUUGGAGUCUUGCCACUUAGUCCCGGGCGACGUCCUUCUCCUGGAAGGCCAGCGGUUCUCCCUGCCGUGUGAUGCCAUCCUGCUAGAGGGGAGCUGCGUGGUCAAUGAGGGGAUGCUCACAGGUGAAAGUGUUCCGGUCACGAAGACCCCCCUGCCUCACACCGACAACACCAUGCCCUGGAAAGUGUACGGGAUGGGGGAUUACCGGCGGCACGUCCUCUUCUGUGGCACGGAGGUGAUCCAGAUCAGGCGGGCAGGCCCAGGGCCCGUCCGGGCCGUUGUGCUGCAAACAGGCUUCAGUACCGCCAAGGGAGACCUGGUGAGGUCCAUCCUCUACCCAAAGCCACUAAACUUCAGGCUUUACCGAGAAGCCUUCCAGUUCAUCGUGGGCCUGGCUGUGGUUGGGAUCUUGGGGCUGAUCUACGCAACCUGCGUGUACGUGAUCCAGAAGCAACCCGUGUCGGACACUGUGGCCAUGGCACUCCUGCUCCUGACCGUUGCCGUCCCCCCAGCCAUCCCAGCGGCCUUGACCACCAGCAUUGUCUAUGCCCAGCGGAGGCUCACCAAGAAGAAAAUUUUCUGCAUCAGUCCCCAGAGGAUCAACAUCUGCGGCCAAAUCAACUUGGUGUGCUUUGAUAAGACAGGCACCCUAACCGAGGACGGGCUGGAUCUCUGGGGUGUCGUUCCUUGCCAGAACAAGAGCUUCCAGAGCGUACACAGCUUCUCAGGGGCCCCUUUGGCCUGGGGGCCCUUAUGCAGCGCCAUGGCCACUUGCCACUCCCUUUUGCUGCUGGAUGGGAAGAUCCAGGGAGAUCCGCUGGACCUGAAGAUGUUUGAGGGCACGGACUGGGAAAUGGAACAGCCCCAGCCGGACAACAGCCGAACCAGCCUACCCGAGUCAUGCGUCGUCGUGAAACCAGGCCCUGCUGCUUCCCCAGCCCCUGUGGAAGGAAUUGUAAUCCUGCAUCAGUUUCCCUUUUCCUCCUCAUUGCUGAGAAUGUCCGUCAUCACGCAAGAAGUGGGGAAGAGCAGGUACGAGCUCUACAUGAAGGGAGCCCCAGAGACGGUGGCCAGCUUCUGUGAGGGAAUGACUGUUCCAACCAACUUCCAAGCUGAGCUGAAACACUUCACGGCUCAGGGCUUCCGAGUCAUUGGCUUGGCCCACAAGAAGCUUGUCCUUCCUGAAGGAGCGGCCUUCAGUGACCUGGAAAGAGAGGAGUUGGAGUCCGGCCUGACCUUCCUGGGCCUCCUGGUCAUGGAGAACCGCCUGAAGAGCGAGACCAAGGCCGUCCUGCAGGAGCUCAGUGGGGCCCGCAUCCGGAGUGUGAUGGUCACGGGUGACAACCUUCAGACAGCCAUCACCGUGGCCAGGACUGCCGGGAUGCUUCCCAGCACCAGCCAGGUGGUCCUGGUGGAUGCCUGUGAGCCGGAGGAUUCCAGCCCGGCAUCCGUGACUUGGCAGCUGUUGGAGGAGGAGGCGCCCUUAACCGCAGGCAAAGAGGAGGGCCUCUAUAUUACCCUGGAGGACUCCAGUCCAAAAGAGGGGGGCCGUGACUUCCACUUUGUCUUGACUGGGGCAUCCUAUCAGACCCUCACCAAGUCCUUCAGCAGCCUGCUGCCCAAGGUACUCGUGAACGGAACGGUCUUUGCCCGGAUGUCUCCAGCGCAGAAGUCAAGCCUCGUGGAAGAAUUUCAGAAACUUGAUUACUACGUUGCCAUGUGUGGGGAUGGAGCCAACGACUGUGGGGCCCUGAAAAUGGCUCAUGCUGGGAUCUCUCUGUCCGAGCAGGAGGCCUCGGUGGCCUCCCCCUUCACUUCCCAGAUUCCCAACAUCGAGUGUGUGCCAGCACUGAUAAGGGAGGGCCGGGCCGCUCUGGUGGCCUCCUUCGCCGUCUUCAAGUAUCUGACCCUCUAUGGCAUGCUCCAGUUCUUCGCCGCCACCCUGCUUUUCUGG
This is a messenger RNA of Python bivittatus (Burmese python), 2757 nucleotides long. The record is from RefSeq and is a predicted model, not a curated record. NCBI's taxonomy places the organism in Eukaryota, Metazoa, Chordata, Lepidosauria, Squamata, Pythonidae.